Messenger RNA from Medioppia subpectinata, 1038 nucleotides. Lineage: Eukaryota; Metazoa; Arthropoda; Arachnida; Sarcoptiformes; Oppiidae. The record is from the annotation of a GenBank genome assembly.
AUGAGCGAAUCAAACAAUGAUUUGAUUGAUAAUACUUUGACACAAAAUGUGUGCACCGCUGAAGACAAUCAAUCAAUUGAACCGAUUGUGUGCCAAACGGAUAAUCAAAUCGGUGUCGAAGAGAAAAGACAGACCAGGAGUUCCCGAAAAGCGCUCAUUUCUGGCGAUAAUGGAAAUUAUGAAUUACCGAAAACGACAGAUAAUUGUCCGCAAAACUUGACGGAAGUGUCGGAUAAAGUGGUGACCAAAAGGAAAUGGCGGCGAACGCAAGAUAUCAAUGACUUGAAGUGUAAAUAUUGCGGCAAAAUGUGGCGAUCGUUGUCUCAUUUGGAGAUUCAUUUGCGCUCUCAUACGGGAGAGAAGAUAUACGAGUGUCCGAAGUGUGGCCAACGGUUCGCCCAAUUGGCCGGACUUCAGGUGCAUUUGCGGCGACACAACAACGACCGCCGGUUCGGGUGUGAGGUCUGCGGGAAAGCGUUUUACACGCGAAUCGACUUAAGCCGACACAAGACGUCUCACAAACAAUUUAAACAAAUCACUCAAUGCUGCGAAAUAUGCGGCAAAGGCUUUAACGACAAGCGAAAAUCUAUGCAAGUGCUCUUCUUCCUCAGCCAACAGACGCUCUAUACGCCAGUGUUUUGUGUGCCUGUCGUGAAUGACAUACGGGUGUUUGCCCGGUUUGUGCUCUCUCGCUGGCUUUACGCGUGUCCCGUCUGUUCGCAAGUUAUCGCUUCUAAAAGUGCUUUUGUUAUACAUUUAAGAUCUCACGCCGACGUAAAGCCGUGCGCUUGCGAUACGUGUGGCAAACGAUUCCGCAGUAAAUCGCAAGUGAGUCGACAUAAGCUGACACACGAAGAGGGCCGACAUGUUUGCGACAUUUGCGCCAAAAAGUUCAAAACAUCGCAUCAUUUAAAGCGCCACAAAAUCAUUCACUUCCCCGAAGAGAAGCCAUUUGAGUGCCAUUUAUGUGAUUAUAAAUGUAAUGUUAAUUCAAAUAUCGUAAAGCAUGUGAAGAGCGUUCACGGAAUCGUCACCUUU